UGUUCCACCACCUCAACCACAUCAAAGCAAUCCAAUCCAAUACAAUCUCAAUCUUUUUAUACACUACAUUACUACAAAAACACUUCACGUUAUUUUUUGUUUGUGAAGAAGAAUUAUAACAAUGUCUCAAUAUCAACAAGGUUAUGGUGAUCAAACACGUAGGGUUGAUGAAUAUGGAAACCCAUUGACUAGUCAAGGCCAAGUUGAUCAAUAUGGCAAUCCCAUUAGUGGUGGUGGGAUGACCGGUGCUACUGGUCAUGGUCAUGGACAUCAUCAACAACAUCAUGGAGUUGGAGUUGAUCAAACCACAGGUUUUGGGAGCAACACAGGUACUGGCACAGGAUAUGGAACCCACACUGGUAGUGGAGGGACCCACACAGGUGGUGUAGGUGGUUAUGGAACAACCACUGAAUAUGGAAGUACCAACACUGGAAGUGGUUAUGGAAACACUGACAUUGGUGGAACCGGGUAUGGAACAGGGACAGGAACUGGAACAACCGGCUAUGGAGCUACCGGUGGCGGAACUGGAGUAGGAUAUGGCGGAACUGGACAUGAUAAUAGAGGGGUAAUGGACAAGAUUAAGGAGAAAAUUCCUGGUACUGAUCAAAAUGCUAGUACUUAUGGGACAGGAACAGGAUAUGGAACAACUGGUAUUGGUCAUCAACAACAUGGAGGAGAUAACAGAGGGGUUAUGGACAAGAUUAAGGAGAAAAUUCCUGGUACUGAUCAAAAUCAAUAUACUCAUGGGACAGGGACAGGAACAGGAACAGGAUAUGGAACAACUGGUUAUGGUGCUAGUGGUGUAGGUCAUCAACAACAUGGAGAGAAAGGGGUUAUGGACAAGAUUAAGGAGAAGAUUCCUGGUACUGAACAAAAUACUUAUGGGACAGGCACUGGAACAGGUCAUGGAACAACUGGCUAUGGAAGCACUGGAACAGGUCAUGGAACAACUGGCUAUGGUGAUGAGCAACACCAUGGUGAGAAGAAAGGGAUCAUGGAGAAGAUUAAGGAGAAGCUUCCUGGUACCGGAUCAUGUACUGGACAUGGACAAGGACACUAGACCAUGAUAUAUAUGGAUGUAUGCAUGCAUAUGAUAUGAUAUGAUAUGAUCAAUCAGUAGAAUAAAUGUGUGUGUGUAUUGAUGUAUUUUAAACUUUUGUUUUUGAGUGAGUUGGUUCGUAUGUAACAUAUCUUAUCACCUCAUGUAUCUAUAUAUGAGGUGUAUAAUGAUGGAUACAUAGAUGAAUAAAAUAUGUAUGUUGUAUUAGUGGAGGGGCAUGUGUAAAGUUACUUUGAGUGGUGUAAUAGAAGUUUCUUUCAUUAAAAAGUAAUAAAAGUUAUACAUAUUUGAAGUA
Molecule: messenger RNA, 1355 nt
Organism: Medicago truncatula (barrel medic)
Lineage: Eukaryota; Viridiplantae; Streptophyta; Magnoliopsida; Fabales; Fabaceae
Product: dehydrin DHN1
Exons: 2
Coding region: 122-1060 (312 amino acids)
Biological process (GO): response to water deprivation; response to abscisic acid; cold acclimation
Cellular component (GO): cytosol
Source: RefSeq, a predicted model, not a curated record